Coccinella septempunctata (seven-spotted ladybird) is the source of this 4649-nucleotide messenger RNA. RefSeq names its product ral GTPase-activating protein subunit beta. The coding region runs from base 134 to 4603 and encodes 1489 amino acids. Gene Ontology annotation, molecular function: GTPase activator activity. Gene Ontology annotation, biological process: activation of GTPase activity; regulation of small GTPase mediated signal transduction. The record is from RefSeq and is a predicted model, not a curated record. Lineage: Eukaryota; Metazoa; Arthropoda; Insecta; Coleoptera; Coccinellidae. The transcript is spliced from 23 exons.
AUGAGUUCGAAAAUUGAAGUCAAGUGAGAAGAAAACAAAUAUUUUCCUUCGUGUAAUGAGAUUUUCCGAUUUUCUUCAAAAUGGAAUAGGAAUUGCAAUUUUUGUUUUUUCAGUACUAUCAUAAGGCCAACUUAUGAACUUGGGUCUGUUUAAUCGUAUGAACAUUAAAGAUUCUGCUUCAAAUAAAGGGAUGUAUUCAGAAUGGACUUCCUUAACUUUACUAAUACAAAACUACGGGGAAGAAAACAAAAGUGUUUUGGAGAAAUUCGGGUUGUUGACUAGUAAAGAAGUCACUUUGGCUAUAGUUAAGCAGCUUGUGUCUAAUCUUGGAAUAACCCAUUCACCAGAAGAAAGUCCAUUAGUUUCAGAUAAGGAGGUACAAUGGUGUAUGGAAGUAAUAUGUUUUGGUUUAUCUCUUCCUUUACUGGAACAUGAGAGUAUUAAAGAUUGUGUGAAUGUAUAUUGCGAAUGGCUCACAGCUUUAUUGCCUACCCCUAAAAUAUGUGUUCCAAAACCUAUUAUAGACGACCCAAAUAUCUACUGUCAGAAAAUUAUCUCCCAUUUCUACUAUUUAUUCAUUCCAAGAAAAGGAGAAGGCCUUGAUACAAUAAAUAGACAAGCAGUAUUAUGUCACAGAGUUCUCAGAACUUUGAAGCAGAUAGCUAAUGAUUCAAAAAUUUUGGAUAGAGAAACAUGGGAAUGCUUGUUGCUUUUCUUGAUAGCCAUAAAUGAUAACUUAUUAGCCUUACCAACUGUGAAAGAAGAUAUAGCUGAUCAAUUAUGCGAGAGGACACUCAGUGUUUUAUUUGAGGUUUGGUUGAUUGCUUGUGCACAUAGUUUUCCAUCACCGACCUUGUGGAAAACUCUGAGGGAAUGCUGCAUGAAUUGGAGGCAUCGUACUGCUCUUGUGGAGCAAUGGAAUCGAGUCAAUUUAGCAUUAACAUCGAAAAUUUUAGUUUUUAUGUAUGGGCCAACCUUUCCAGAAUUGAAACUAGGAGAUGACGAUAUAAUUUCCCAUCCUAUGAAUAACGAUUGCAUAGCACAGAGUUGGUACAGAUUCCUCAAUAUCAUUGGAAAUCCAGUUUGUUUAACAAAGCCAGAGGUCAUAAGUCAAACUCAGAAAUUUCUACAUUUUGCCAUUAAUAAUACCGAUGUUAUGGAUCCCUGUCAACAUCCUUGCUUGGAAGUCUUGCCUCAGAUAUUUCUGAAGGCUAUCAAAGGUAUUGCAGGACAGGUUGAUGCCUUUUUGGGUAUAGCACAGCCGUCAUGGUGGGAUUUAGUUAUUUCGAGUGGCACCACUGAUAAAGUGAAGGAAUCUUCUCCUACUCCAACUUCUGUGCACUCUCCCACUCCUCCAACUCAGAGGAGACUGGCGAAAAGUUUCAGUGUUGCACCCUCUUCAGUGAACAAGGGUGCCCCGAAGACCUCUCUGAUCGGACUCACGACCAGCAGGACUUCGAUUCCGAAUGCGACCUCAGGCUCUUCUGGACCCUCAUCGUCAACCAGUCUCUCUUCAUUAACUUCCAUCAAUUUAGAACCCAAACCAACCUUAGCGCCUGCGAGGCCAAAAUGCAACAGUAUACUGCAUUUAUUUGGAGAAUGGUUGUUUGAUGCAGCUUACAUCGAUACGGACUGCCAUUCAAGACAAUUUAUGGAGUCCAACAAGAGGAUGAGCUCCGUCAUCAUAGACAAGAAGAGUUCGAUCAGCUUCUCGCAGUCCAGUUCUUUGAGCGACAUGCCGAGCUUACCGCCAGCGCUGAUGAUCGACAAAUUCGAGGGCGGAAAGGCCGAAGCAUUGGGUACCCUCUGCAGGAUAAUAUGCUCGAAGAAGACCGGAGAAGAGAUACUACCCAUGUAUCUGGCCCGAUUCUACAUGGCCGUCCAGGUAGGUUUGAAGGUACCGCCGAACAGGGAAUGCACGGAGACCAUGGUGGCCAUACUGAUGAACUCUUCGGAUCUGUUCCGAUUGGACCUGGACGGCGUCAGGAUGCUGAUGCCCGUCUUCAUCUCCGCCCUGGAGAUCGUGCUGCCGGAGAAAGACCUCAAACUGAACGCCAGCAUCUCGAAGGUCGAAUUGAGGAGGGCCUGCAUUAACAUCCUGCUUUCCAUGUUGAUACUGCCGCUGCAUUUUCAGAAUGUGGCCAUCAAGGAUCUCAUUAAUACUGGUUUCGACAAGCCGGUCGCUUUCAUCCAAUUGAAAUUGCGUCUGAUGAACCUGCUGAUGAACGCCCUACAAAUAGAGACGGACGCUCAGAACACGCACAUGCUGCUGGGAGGCCUAUUCCUUUCCGUUUUGGAUUCCGCGACGUACGAGAGGGUCGAACAGUUCACUCAACCCCCCGCGGAAGCCGGUUCGAACCUGCUGAGUUCGGCAUCAGAUACAGCAAGUACCGCCAGCAUGGCUAGCAGUUUCGACCAUACGACCCCCUCCCUGGAAACAAUUGAACCGGUCGAACCGUAUGAGUUCCAUCAUCAGCUUUCCAUAGAUUCAGCUCAUGCACUUUUCGUGAGGGCCACAUACUUGGUUUGCCAUAGAUUGAUAUCGUCUUGGAAAACGGAUCUGAACAUAUCAUUGGCUGCAUUAGAACUACUCUCCGGCCUGGCCAGAAUUCACAUCAAGGAAUCAGAUGCCAUGGAAUGCAAAAGGGCCGUAAAAUGGCUUUGCGACUACAUCAUUCACCAGUGUUCAAGGCCACCACCGGGGCAUUCAAAAGACUUACAUUCCACCAUCGUGGCGGCGUUUCAUUGCUGCUCCGUCUGGCUUCUUCAACAUCCGUAUCUACUUCGCGAUAAGGACUGCCUUCAGACUGUACUAGAAGUUGUCGAGUUGGGCGUAUCGGGCACCAAAUCCAUCGGAAAACCAUCCGAGAACAUCAAAAUGAAGGAAGAUAAAGAACUGAAACCUGUCUCUAUAAGGGUGAGGGAUGCGGCGGAGAAUCUUCUAACUUGUAUCUUGGAAGACGUUGGUUACUUUCCCAACGAAUGCGGGCCAGAAUCUACUUCGUCCCUUCUGGACGAAGUAACGCUAUUGCAAUAUUGCAAUCCGUCCAUUCUGAACAAGUCCGAGAAGAAAGCCGCGGUGCAGCAUUUCAGAUAUUUCGUGAGCGAGGGAGGUGUGAUGUUAGCUCUACUGGAAGAUCCUCUUGGUAAUGAUCAGGAUCCACAGCCAACUGUCACCCUUCUGAUUAGGGGACCUUUCGGGAGACACGCGUGGACUAUGCAGUUGAGACAUCUGCCUAGACAUAAGUCGAGCAUGAAGUAUCACGCUCCGAAUCCCUGUAGGCCGGUUGCGAUGCAAGAUGGACCGGCGCGACCAACGCUGAAGCAGAAAUAUUUCCCAGACAGUGUGGAUAGGGUACAGCAUUGCAAGGUAGACCUCUCCAUACCAUCUUUGGAGUCUGUUCUAGCCAAGGAUGCAUCGAUCAGCGAAGACGCGGAAAAGCUGAAGCAAUACCUUGGUAAACAGUCGUCGACUGAAUCGAAUCUCGGUUCUAACUGCGUUUUCCAAGAAUGCAUGCCACCGCCCGUGUGUCACGAUUAUCAGACGGCUCGUCUGUUUUUGUCACAUUUCGGUUUGUUAGAAUUGGAUAUUGAUGAGGAGGACGAUGCUAAAACUGGCAUCUUGGAGCUGGACAGCAGUCUGGGGGAUUUCUCGAAAGAUCUAACCCUGCUUGACGAUCUGAGCCCAAGGACAUGCGACACUGUGCACAUAUUUUACGUUAAAUCGCAACAGAAUAAGGCGGAGGAUAUAGUCGGGAAUAUGAGGAACCAGACGUCGCUUUCUCCAUAUUACAUCGAAUUCUUGCACACGUUAGGAUGGGCUGUUGACAUCGGCAAGCAUCCUGGUUGGACUGGACAUAUAUCGACUAGUUGGAAAUUGCCUCACGCGACUGAGCAAAAACCGAACGAUAGAUCGACACAGGAAAUAUGCUACGACGGCACUGAACGCGUGCUGUAUUGGGCAGAUGCCUGCUCGGAAAUCGCCUUCAUAGUGCCUUCCCAGUUGAAAGCGAAACAUUCAGGCGAACACCCUUCAUUUAACGCCAACAUUCUUUCCUGGUGCGAUGGCAAUCCAACUGAGGUUGCUGGUCGAGACAAGAGAGCCCUCAGUUUGGAUUUAGACAAGCAACCAAUGCCUCCAAAGAGAUCUUCUCAUAGAUCGAGUAUGUACACGCAUACGAAUUCGAAAAUUAUGGUUGUGUGGCUUGAAAAUUUCGAGGAUCAUUUGAAUUUGCCCAUAUCCGAUCUCCUCAACUGCAUGAACACCGGCCUGGAAAACAGCAAUUCCCAGAAAAACACCGAAGUGACCGCGAUCUUUCUCCAUGCCAUGGAAACCGGCUUGUUCAGGGUUCAUUUACAGGGACCCGCGGGUAAGGUGGGCCUGGCCUUGCCCCUGAUCAACGGCAUGGUGGUCAAUCGAAGAUGCUUGGGGCCUCUUGUCCGAUACACUUCUCUCAACAUGGCUAGACGGAGGAGGCUGGAUUCGGAAAAUUAUCAACCGCCACACGUUAGAAGGAGGGUUAAAAUUCAGGAGAUGGUACAGAAAUACAAAAGAAAUAUGAGUAGGCCGGAGCUUCUCACUAAUCUAUUCAGAGCCAUGUAAUUAAUUCGUAUUUUAUAAUAUGUAGCUUUAAGUGAAAAUCAUAGUA